Molecule: messenger RNA, 2424 nt
Organism: Chelmon rostratus (copperband butterflyfish)
Lineage: Eukaryota; Metazoa; Chordata; Actinopteri; Chaetodontiformes; Chaetodontidae
Product: zona pellucida sperm-binding protein 4-like
Exons: 9
Coding region: 317-1807 (496 amino acids)
Biological process (GO): prevention of polyspermy; binding of sperm to zona pellucida
Cellular component (GO): egg coat
Molecular function (GO): acrosin binding; structural constituent of egg coat
Source: RefSeq, a predicted model, not a curated record
AGCACGAGCUAUGUGCUCCUCAGUUGACCACAAAUGGAAACAGCAGCCUUUUCUUCAAACCACACUCACACCUGCAGACUGUUCAGAGUUUCUGUUUCACCGGCAUUUCUUUUAACUGUGGGAGGAUGAUAAGAUAUAGAACGCGGGAACACACAAACACCAGAGAGGCCCCAGAGAGCAGUUGUUUUAAACACAGGGCCCUCAUGCUGUGAGGCGACAGAAUCACUGUGAGUUUUUGAAUCAUGGGAGUCGUGCCAAUUAAGCCAAACAGGGAGCAGCUGCUCCACCUGUCAGACAGUCUCAUCAGUGUCCAGAGAUGAAGGCCUGCAGUACAGACUUCACUUGGGUGACAUUUAUUUCAUUAUCCCUGCUUCUUUUGAGUCUUGAGGCUCUCACUGCUUCAAAACAAUUUCAAGCAACAGCCUAUGACAUUAUGAACAAUAGCACAUCGAUUUGCCACGACAGGUUCAUGUCUGUUUACGUGCCAAAGGUGCAAUACGCUGAUCUUCCUUUCACCAUUUAUGUUCAAGAUGAAGACCGCGGAUAUUACCAAGCCGUUGCAGUUGCAAAACAGUGCCACUACUUCCUGGGAGAAACUGAAACCUUUUUUAUCUUGACAGUUGCUUCCCGUGGAUGUUUUGUAAGAAAACAAAAAAAUAUGACACAUGUGACUGUUGUCAUCAUGGCACGUGCACACAGGGGGAGAGUUGAAAUAAUCAAGUCCAUCCGUCUCUCCUGUGAAUGGAAAGUUAAAGGUAGUGAUUCUAAGUGCACACAUAAAGUCAGGACGCUUAGUUCAUCAUUAAUUCUCACCUUGUUUUCCACAGAGGCGGACAAAAAUGAUUCUCCACUUGUACCAAGGCAUCAUUUCUGCAACAAGGAUGGGUUCAACAUUACUAUCCCUCACAAUGCCACAGUCCCACCUCUGAACCUGGACGUGAUCUGGAUCCCUUCGGGCCAAGGCCACGGCUGUAAAGCCCAAAAAAGAUCCAAGGAUGCUGUCACUUUCAGCUUUCCAUUCACUGAUUGUGGCACUCAGUCCAUGAUAUCAGGUGGGAUUAUAACCUACUGGGUCAACAUUGAGGUGAAACAACAUCCGCAGAGAGGCUCUGUUUUCCGUGACACUCCUUUCCAUCUUACUGUGCAGUGCAGCUUUGCACUGGCCCAAAUUACUCACCUUGGCAUCGAGGUUCAGGGAGAAAAGUCCCUGUCAACACUGAAGAGUAAGGGACUACUGAGGACUGAAAUGAGGUUUGCUAAAGACUCCAGUUUCAGGUCUUUCUAUUCCUCUGGAGACCCUCCAGCAGUCACUGAGCUCGGCCAGCCUGUGUAUGUGGAGGUGUUUGUUCUCAAACAUGAGGACGAGGAUUUGACGCUGCUGCUGGAGGACUGCUGGGCGACGCCGACUGAAAACCCACAUGACCCACAAAGAUGGAACCUUCUUGUUAAAGGAUGUCCUUUCAGUGGUGACAGCCACAGAACUAUCGUGCUGCCAGUGGUCCCCAGUAAGGAGCUGAAGUAUCCCUCUCUUCAUCAGUGGUUUGUGGUCAAGCUGUUCUCAUUUGUUAAGCCUGCAACAUUUGAAAAUCUGGUAUAUUUCCACUGUGAAAUAGAGAUCUGUAAAGGACCGGAUUGCUCACAAUCCUGCAGCAACGGAAGACGGAAACUAAGAAGAAUCACACCAGGGCCAGGACAGCGGAUUCUUUACAGUGUUGUCUCUGGUGGACCUCUUCUUUAUCUACUGGAAACAACCAGAAAAAGAACUGCUCUCAAGUCAUAUUUGGAAGCAACUGUUCAUGAUUUGUAAUGAAAAUAAACCUGACUAUAAUGUCCUUAAAUAGGCAGAUUUCACAUACUUUUAAUUCUCAACUAACUUGCUUUUAUCAAAUCAACUUUGAAUAAUGCAAGUUGUCUGAUGGUCCACUUUUCAGUUCAGGAUGACUGGCACAAAACUUGCCUGUGUGACUAAUAUUACAGCUUGAUAUUGAAAUUGGAUGUGCAUCUGUUGCCCUGCUCAAACCAGAGACCUGUUCCAAGAAGUAUAGGUUUUCUGACUUAUAUUUACAUCUGAGCUGUAUAGUUAUAUCUUUGCUUGGUACAAGCUGGAGAGGGGUUUGUUUUUGACUUCGCAAAAGUAUCCAGACAACUGUGGUAUGUAAAAAAGACGCAGGUCUUCCAUAUUUGAUGAUGAUAUAGAUUGGGAAAAGGCUUGCUAAUUUAGUUUUUAACAAAUUAUUUUAAGUAUUACAUUUAUUACAUCACUGUACUUGCUCUUAUUCAUUGUAGGUGGUUAUGCAGAUGGAUGAUGGUGAUGUAUGUAUUGUAUGGACUUUAAGUGAAGACCUCAGAUGACAUCAUAUAAUUUGCUGAACACUUUGUGAACAUUUCAUGGACAAAAAUAUUAAAAGAGUGGCUCUAAACCCU